This is a messenger RNA of Osmerus eperlanus (European smelt), 2009 nucleotides long. Its product is annotated as protein mono-ADP-ribosyltransferase PARP14-like. The transcript has 8 exons. NCBI's taxonomy places the organism in Eukaryota, Metazoa, Chordata, Actinopteri, Osmeriformes, Osmeridae. Gene Ontology annotation, biological process: negative regulation of gene expression; protein poly-ADP-ribosylation. The record is from RefSeq and is a predicted model, not a curated record. Gene Ontology annotation, molecular function: NAD+-protein mono-ADP-ribosyltransferase activity; transcription corepressor activity; NAD+ poly-ADP-ribosyltransferase activity. The coding region runs from base 160 to 1779 and encodes 539 amino acids. Gene Ontology annotation, cellular component: cytoplasm; nucleus.
CGCUCAUUGACCUCUGACCUGGAUGACGUCACGCUGAAAGUGGGAGGAGUCCAAGUGCAUCUGGUACUUGGUGACAUCACCAAUGAGACAACAGACGUAGUUGUGAACUCGACCAACUUUGUUGACCUACAGUCAGGCGUAUGCAAGGACAUCCUAACUAUGGCCGGACCUAAGGUGGAGACUGAACUGAGAUCAGCCCAUGUGAUCAGAGGAGGGUUGUAUGAGACCAAGCCUGGCCGAUUCCCCUGCAAGUCCCUUCUGCACGUGUGCGGAGAGAGCAACACCACCGUGAUCCAAGGCCUGGUCAGUGACAUCAUGAAGACAUGUGACCAGAAAGGUCACAAGUCUGUGGCCAUCCCUGCUAUCUGUGCAGGUAAGGGGCGUCUGGACCCUAAGCUGGUGGCAGACAGCAUUCUCCAGGGAGUCAAAGCGACGGUGUCCUCCACUCCUCUCCACCACCUCAAACUGGUUCGCCUAGUCCUCUUCAAGAUUGACGUUUUCCUGGCAUUCAAAGGUUCCGCUGAGAUGCUCUUUCCCUCAGGGAAUCUCAAAACAGCUCUCCUGUCUCAGUCCUCCGACCUGAGCAGCCUUCCACCCACAAGCAGCUCCCCAGAGUCCCCAUCUGAGUUCCUUGUGCUGGGCCUGUGUGACGAGAAUGUGUCCAAGGCAGGUGCAGAGAUCAUGAGGCUCUACCAAGACCAGUGCAGCCAACACAGCUUCAAGAGGGAAGAGCUAGAUGGGCUUACCCAAGCCGAGAUAGACGAGAUCAGCAGGGAGGUGGCAUCUCUGAACCUGACCAUGGAACUCCACGGUGGGGGUCAGGGCCAGGGUCAGUCUACCCAGGGCGGAUUCACCCUGAGUGGGCCAAAGGAUGGAGUGAACAAGGUAGUGCAGCAGGUCCAGGGGUAUGUCCACAGUGGUCUGCGCCGGAAGAUGAGGGAGAAUGAGCAGGAGAAGGAGUACUCCCGUGUGACCUGGUGCAUGAUGGGAACCAUGGGCACCUGGGAGAGGUUCCCAAAGGAGGCCAACCUCCAGCUAGAGAAGCAGGAGGUGCAGGGUGGAGUGGUGGAUGGGCUGGGAGGAAACUGGGUGGUGGAUUUGAUGAAGAUGGAGGCCACUGCCCAGAGUUCAGGCAGGGUGACCAAGCUGAAACGUCUGGAGAACAUUGAAGACUUCUGUCUCCCUCUGGAGUGGGACAGUAUGGCUCUGGGAGUGUCCCUGAAGCUGGUAGAGCUGCCCACUUCCUCUCCAGAGUUCCGCAGGGUGAAAGAGGAUUUCAGGAGGUCCGCCUCCAAGAAGACCGUGCUCAAGAUUGAACGCGUUCAGAACGUACACCUGCGGAAAGCCUACGAGGUGAUAAAAAUCCAGAUGGCGGAUAAGAACGGGCUGGGCGGAGUCGCGGGCGAGAAGCUGCUGUACCACGGUACCUCACCUGAGGGAGGCCUGGCCAUCCUGGAGACUGGCUUUAACAGGAGCUUCGCUGGGCAGAACGCCACUUCUUUUGGUAAAGGGACAUACUUUGCUGUGAAAGCCAGCUACUCUGCUAACCCCACCUACUCACGGGCAGACCAGGACGGCAACCAGCUGAUGUUUGUGGCCAGGGUCCUGACAGGGCAGUACACGCUAGGAGACAAAGACAUGAUUAUCCCCCCACCCCGCUCCCCCCAGCUGCCCAACGACCACUAUGACAGCCUGGUAAACAAUGUACAGAAGCCCACCAUGUUUGUCGUCUUUCACGAUGACCAGGCCUACCCCGAAUACCUUAUUACCUUUAAAUGAGGUUGUAGUUUGUAGUGCAAUACUGCAGUAGUAGCCAGGAAAGCUACUUGUAUGAGACUAGUAGUACUGUAAAGGAUAUUAUGGGUUGUAAGGGUUGUAAUGACAGAUUUACUAUGGCCUAUUAAAAUAGACUACUUUUUCAUUUUGUUCUAAUAAAAUUAAUUCUCUCCUCUGACCUUCAUGCCUCAAAAAAAGAGAGAGUCUGACAGUAGCCUGCCACUGUGUGUCUG